AUUUUUGAAUGCUUUCCCUUAAGAACAGUCACCCAGGCUAGGAUUAGCAUGAAGGGCUGCUAGGCUGGCACUUCAGUGUCUGGGUUAAGAAUAUUUUAAAGCAGUAAAUGCAGUCAGAGCAGAGAGAGAGAUCCCUGGGACCCUUCCUGUUGAAAAAUAUGUAAGCUCAGGGCAGUAACUGCAACGUAAUUUAGGGCAAAGCUUCAUAGCUUUGGAGAAUAUUGCCUCUUGUUAAUGUUGCAUUGGAGGACAGUGGGAUAGUAAUAAUUUUAGACAGCUGGUAUUCCUGUUUGUUUUACAUUGGAAACUUCAGAAUAAAUGAAAGAAAGCAUCAAUUGAGGAAGAAUUGUAACUGCCGAAAUCCGGCGAUGAAUCCAUCUCUGAGCAGGCUGUAGAAAUGACAGGGGAAAGUGGGUAUAGAAGCUUUUUUCUAGGAAUGCAGCUGCAAAAGGAGUGUAGCAGUCAACGGCAAAAUCAGCCUUCCUCUUGCUGAUGACCAGGUUCCUGUUUGAUCCUGUUUACAAGCUUUCGAAGACUGAAAAUAACCCCAACUCCUCUGCAUUGGCUAAUUCAGAGGCAGCAAUUGUGUGAACAGCCCCUUUGCAAGAGGACCAAGUGUUGUUUGUGACAGAAUUGAAUGGAGAUGAUCGCAAGCUGAAAGUCAAAACAGGAUCUUCUUUUGAGUUCACUGAGUGACCUGCAAUUUUAUUCCAACACUUAACACAGGAUGUCUUCCAAGCGACCAGCCUCUCCGUAUGGGGAAGCAGAUGGAGAGGUAGCCAUGGUGACAAGCAGACAGAAAGUGGGAGAAGAGGAGAGUGACGGGCUCCCAGCCUUUCACCUUCCCUUGCAUGUGAGUUUUCCCAACAAGCCUCAGUCUGAGGAAUUUCAGCCAGUUUCUCUGCUGACGCAAGAGAGCUGUGGCCAUAGGACUCCCACUUCUCAGCACAACACAAUGGAAGUUGAUGGCAAUAAAGUGAUGUCUUCAUUUGCCCCGCACAACUCAUCUACCUCACCCUUGAAGGCAGAAGAAGGUGGGCGUCAGAGUGGAGAGUCCUUGUCCAGCACAGCCCUGGGAACCCCAGAAAGGCGCAAGGGGAGCCUUGCAGAUGUCGUGGACACCCUGAAGCAAAGGAAAAUGGAAGAGCUGAUCAAAAACGAGCCAGAAGAAACUCCCAGUAUUGAAAAGCUACUAUCAAAGGACUGGAAAGACAAGCUUCUUGCCAUGGGAUCAGGGAACUUUGGAGAAAUAAAAGGGACUCCAGAAAGCCUCGCUGAGAAAGAAAGGCAGCUCAUGGGUAUGAUCAAUCAGCUGACCAGUUUGAGGGAACAGCUGCUAGCAGCUCAUGAUGAACAGAAGAAGCUGGCUGCAUCUCAGAUCGAGAAACAACGCCAGCAAAUGGAGCUGGCUAAGCAGCAACAAGAGCAGAUUGCAAGACAACAGCAGCAGCUUCUGCAGCAGCAACACAAAAUUAACCUUCUUCAGCAACAGAUCCAGCAGGUCCAGGGUCAGCUGCCUCCAUUAAUGAUUCCCGUAUUCCCUCCAGACCAACGAACCCUAGCAGCAGCUGCACAGCAAGGAUUCCUUCUUCCUCCUGGUUUCAGCUACAAGGCGGGAUGCAGUGACCCCUACCCUGUUCAGCUGAUCCCAACUACCAUGGCAGCUGCUGCCGCAGCAACACCAGGCUUAGGCCCACUCCAGCUGCAGCAAUUGUAUGCUGCCCAACUUGCUGCGAUGCAAGUGUCUCCGGGAGGCAAGAUUCCUGGCAUUUCCCAGGGGAACCUUGGUGCUGCUAUGUCCCCUACCAGCAUCCACACAGACAAGAGCACAAACAGCCCUCCACCCAAAAGCAAGGAUGAAGUGGCCCAGCCUCUGAACCUUUCAGCCAAACCCAAGACAUCUGAUGGCAAAUCUCCCACAUCACCCACCUCUCCUCACAUGCCAGCUCUGAGAAUAAACAGUGGGGCCAGUUCACUAAAGUCCUCUGUGCCAGCAACAUUAGCAAGUCCUUCGGCCAGAGCCAACACAAUAGACAUCCUUUCUUCUAUCACGUCGUCAGGUUAUUUAAAUGACCAUGAUGCUGUUACGAAGGCAAUUCAGGAGGCCCGACAGAUGAAGGAGCAGCUACGGAGGGAGCAGCAGGUGCUGGAUGGGAAGGUGGCCGUGGUGAACAGCCUGGGUCUCAAUAACUGCAGGACAGAAAAAGACAAAACAACACUGGAGACCCUGACUCAGCAGCUGGCAGUAAAACAGAGUGAAGAUGGGAAGUUCAGCCAUACAAUGAUGGAUUUCAACAUGAGUGGAGAUUCUGAUGGAAGCGCAGGAGUUUCAGAGUCUCGGAUUUACCGGGAAUCCAGAGGGCGUGGUAGCAAUGAGCCCCACAUCAAGCGCCCAAUGAAUGCAUUCAUGGUGUGGGCUAAAGAUGAACGGAGGAAGAUCCUUCAAGCCUUCCCUGACAUGCACAACUCAAACAUCAGCAAGAUACUAGGAUCUCGCUGGAAAGCUAUGACAAACCUAGAGAAGCAGCCAUACUAUGAGGAGCAGGCUCGGCUCAGCAAACAGCACCUGGAGAAAUACCCAGACUACAAAUACAAGCCCAGGCCGAAGCGUACCUGCCUUGUAGACGGCAAAAAGCUACGCAUUGGCGAGUACAAGGCCAUCAUGCGCAACAGACGCCAGGAGAUGAGGCAGUACUUUAAUGUUGGGCAACAAGCACAGAUCCCCAUUGCCACAGCGGGUGUAGUGUACCCAGGAGCCAUUGCCAUGGCAGGAAUGCCUUCCCCGCACCUGCCCUCGGAGCACUCGAGCGUGUCCAGCAGCCCAGAGCCUGGCAUGCCCGUCAUCCAGAGCACUUACGGGGUCAAGGGUGAGGAGCCACACAUCAAGGAGGAGAUGCAGCCUGACGACGUCAACGGAGAGAUCUACGAUGAGUACGAUGAGGAGGAGGACGACCCCGAUGCAGACUAUGGCAGUGACAGUGAAAACCACAUUGCAGGGCAAGCCAACUGAUGGGGGUCCCAGUGUCUCGUGAACCUGCAGGACUUCAAGGAGAAAAGAAAAAAAAUAAAUAAAUAAAGCCCCAUCUGGUUUAUCCUUGCCAGUGGCCAAGCACAUUAACUUUCUCAUACACUGACUGUUACUUUAACUGUUAGUCUUAACUAGUUGGGACAUCAGCUGACUAAUAGACAUCAGCCUGCAUCAGAAGAAAAAAGGCUCAGAAGAAAGGAAACAGAGACAACAACAACAACAACAGAAUGAUAUAAGCUAUGGGUAAAAUAAUGCCAGUAAUUCAGCUGCUAUACCCAAGCACUGAAGUCUUACCCGUCGACCUUUUAUUAUUAUUAUUUUUUUUUCAAAUAAACUUUAUGGCUGUUUGUUCUACAAUGUUCUAGAAAUUCUCACUCAGGUACACAGUGCCAACAAGUGGCUUGUGAAUGUGUUUUGUUGUUUUGUGCUACAGUUUAAAGAGAAAUAAUUUUUUUUUUUUUUUGGUAAUGCACCUGACAGGAAAAAAAAAAAGAUAAAAUUCCUUUUAACCCCCUCUGUCUCCUCCUCCUCCUCUUCUUCCUCUUCCUCCUCCUCCUCCUUCUUCUCCUCCUCCCUAUCAAAUCUGGGUCAGAAGUGUGUGUGUGUGUGCAUGCCUGCACGCGUGGCUGGCAAGGAAGGAAGUGGGGAGUCUUUCUGUUAACCCCAACAAGCAUUUCAUUUCAAGAGAGGACUUCUCUUCAUCAGUUGCACACCAUACUGAGUCUUUGAGCAAGUGCCAAAUUUGUACUAAAGCGCUGAACUAGUCCAAUUUGCUUUUUUUAAGUUGGUCUCUUCUUGUUUUGUUUUACUUUCGCUUUUCAUUUGCUUCUUGCUCUGUCUUAAGUUAGGACAGUGUUAUAUCUUAGACAAUCCCUUGAAGAACCUGAUAUACCAGCAGCUGGUGAGAUUAGACAUAUAUUUUUGGUUUUGCUUUUGCUUUUUAAAGGAAACUGUAGGUGCUGUUCUCAGGUGAAAAAAAAAGAGAGAGAGAGACAUAAGAAAUUUAGAGAAAAAAUAUUUUACGGUCUUGGAUUUUCAUAUGUGCGUGUUUAAAGUACUGAUAAGAAUAAUCUUGGACUAUUGUGAGCAAAAAUCAUGUUCCAGAAUGAAGUCCUGCACCCUCCAAAUGACUUGGUCUGUAAGAAACCUUUACUUUUAGUUUACACUUCAAGUGGCAGCAUAAAGAAUAUUAAAAAGGCUUGUCCAAAAGGUGGUUUGUUCUGCAUGGGACACAGCAGCUGGAAGUGUUGCCUCCUUGCUGAGCAUAAUUAAGUUUACCACCAACCAAGUCCAGUUCUGAUGAACUCGUACCUUCAGGGUGGUUGAGUAUGAUUUCUGAUUCAAAAGGCAAUUUUUUUUUUAACUGACUUUUUUCUUCUGUGCACUGGCAGAAAUCUGUCUUUUAUCAGUGAGAUGUUUGUGUAGGAAGGAAGGCUAAUAGCUGUGAAGAUAUUUCCCUAUUCAAAGUGAGAUUAGAAGAACUCAAACCAUGCAGCGCUGAAUUUCCCUCACUGCUGCCUCUCACAACUGAAAAAAAUAUUCUCCUGUGCUAAAAUAUUUCCAGUGUUGUUGUAGAGCACUUAUUUGCUUAUUGUUUGGGCAGUUUUGUCUUCCUUGGUCAACCACAACCAGAUGAGGAAGCUGGCCAGGAGCUGCUCUGUGACCUGGAAAGGAAGGUCUUGGGGUAAUGCUGAAGCAAAAACCUUCCUCUGAAUUCUUUUUUCAACUGAGGAUGCCAACUUUAUGUUGCUCCCUAGUAAAUUCCUACUCCGAGAGGGAGACACAUUGCUGUUCUUAUCACCUCCAACUUGUAAAAUUAGCCCAUUCAUCUUAGUGGCAAUGAGAUCCCAGCCCAAGUACUCACCAGAACCCUGUCACCACUAUUUGUCGGCAUUUGUUUUGCAAACAGCCCCUUAAUCAGACAAAUUCAGCCCUUGAUGACAGGUGCAGGAUGAACAGGACAGGUAGGAAGGGGGGGAUGCCUUUCUUUGCCUGCUGAAAUCCCACUUGAAUUGUAACUUGUCCUCUGCAGACCUUGUGCAAAGCAAAAAGCAAACACCAUACUCUGAUGAGCGGUGUGGACAUAUGAUAGUUUUACUCUGCUAUAUCUCUUUUCUUUUUCUUCUGUUUUCCCUGUUUUGAUUUCCACCUCUGCUUUGAAAACUUUUCUAUUUUCUCUCUCUCAGAAGAUUUGCUCUGAAGUUAUGCUUGGAGUAGCUGAUCAUAUCCUUCAUAUCAGAGAAGGUUCUUUUUUGUUUGUAUUUUAUGACUGUGUUGGGGUUUUGUUCUUUUUCAGUUGAACUGCCUCUUCUUGCUAGUGUUGAAUGGUAAUAAUAAUAAUAAUAAUAUUAAUGAUAAUAAUAAUGGUCAGCUGUUCCCAGAUUAGUAAAUUAUGUAUAAUUUAUUUACACCUCCCCUUUUUUAACUUUAUUUUAUUCUGUUCUAAUUCGGCAGUGCAGCAAAUGAAGCUGUUAGGCUAUUUAAAAUGGAUACCCCCUCCCCACCUUACCUUUUUAUAUAUAUAAAUAUAUAUAUAUACAUAUGAAAACAAAUUGCUUCUUCUUCUGCUCACACCAUUUCUCUUUCUUUUAUUUUAAUUUUGGCCCCAGCCAUGUCAACUUCUGAUGUUUAUUAUGAUGGAGUGAAUUAAUGGGAGUGUUGUUUUCAAUUUUAAUUAACUUCUGCUCUCUCAUCACUCAUUUUAGUUAUUUAAUUACACCAGUCAUCUAGAGCCAGGUUUUUUUUUAGCACCCUGUUUGGAUAAGAAGGAAAAAAAAAAAUAGACAAUUGUUUUUAUAUCAUUAUUAUGUACAAUGUGAAAACAGAUAUUUGCUCUCUUCUAUUUUAUUUUUUUUAAAUUUUUAAAUUUGUUCCCUGUCUUUGUGAACAAAUUACUUCUGACUCUUGUGGGUUCACCUCACAUUUGCUGGAUGAUUUCCACCACAGUUUAGAGACUCUCUGGUUUAAUUGUGUCACUUUGGGCUACCGGAAUACUUUGUUUUAGCUCCAGGUAGGUGUCACUGUGGCAGGCGGGAUUGGAGCAAGUCUUGAAGGCGUGGGCUGGGAAAGCUCAGUGGGAAGGGGGCUCUUGGACUUCAGUGGGACCAAGUUUCAGUCCUGAGUUCUGUGGGAGCCUCUCCUGGAGGCAGCCUGAUGUCUGUGGGCACUCCAAGAGCCCCGUGCUUUUCACACCACCUCACCCAGGGCUCAGCUGAAGGAGUUGAUUUUGUCCCAUACACAUUCCCUUUGGAGAGACUGUGCCCCAGCCUGGCCUUCCCUCCCUUGUGCUUUGGGAAUGGGUUGCUUUAUCAGACUGUCCACCUCCUCUACAUUUGGGAUGAUGAAAGUGAUGCAGAAAUAUUAAAAAGGGAAAAGAAAGAAAAAAAAAAAAAA
Messenger RNA from Oenanthe melanoleuca, 6421 nucleotides. RefSeq names its product SRY-box transcription factor 5 (gene SOX5). The record is from RefSeq and is a predicted model, not a curated record. Bases 728 to 3010 code for a protein of 760 amino acids. Lineage: Eukaryota; Metazoa; Chordata; Aves; Passeriformes; Muscicapidae. Gene Ontology annotation, cellular component: nucleus. Gene Ontology annotation, molecular function: DNA-binding transcription factor activity, RNA polymerase II-specific; RNA polymerase II cis-regulatory region sequence-specific DNA binding. Gene Ontology annotation, biological process: regulation of transcription by RNA polymerase II; cell fate commitment; positive regulation of chondrocyte differentiation. The transcript is spliced from 17 exons.